Exophiala spinifera is the source of this 1872-nucleotide messenger RNA. RefSeq lists its product as uncharacterized. The coding region runs from base 1 to 1872 and encodes 623 amino acids. Gene Ontology annotation, molecular function: transcription cis-regulatory region binding; DNA-binding transcription factor activity, RNA polymerase II-specific; zinc ion binding. Gene Ontology annotation, cellular component: nucleus. Gene Ontology annotation, biological process: regulation of DNA-templated transcription. The transcript is spliced from 3 exons. The record is from RefSeq and is a predicted model, not a curated record. Lineage: Eukaryota; Fungi; Ascomycota; Eurotiomycetes; Chaetothyriales; Herpotrichiellaceae.
AUGCCGCCUGAAGAUCCUUCCCGUGGCAGGAGAACGCGAGUGGCAUGUCGGAAUUGCCGGCAAGCCAAGAUACGAUGUGCACUGAACAGGAUUCCGUGUGCACGCUGCCAAAGACUGGGCCUUACAUGCUCGAUUGAGCCGUCUUAUAAGCGCACCAAUAAGCAGGAUCAAGUAGAAGAACUCCAACAGCGACUUUCAAGCUUGCAAGGGGUGAUUGACCGACAUCUUCCUGCUCGUAGCACGCCUUCACGACCGCAUCUAGACACAUCUCAGUCCACCCUGGACGGGCUUGGAGAGGAAGGGGGUUCGGGUCACACUCCUCACAAUGAGAACCGCUCUGACACGCCCCCCUUUCGACCUUCCUCCCUUCAGUCAGUUGGCCAAGGGGUCGAGUAUACUCUCGGAAAUGUAACAAUCACCUUGGAGAGAGCGCAAACUCUCUUCGCCACCUUCUUCGAGACGUGCCAUGCUUUCCUUCCCAUAUUUGAUGCCAGUCGAACCAGCCCCAAAUGCCACGACAAUUCGCCACUCCUCUUCUGGGCAAUAAUUGCAGUAUCAAGCAGGCGAAUUGGCGACGACUUACUGAGUAGUCUGACGCCAGAACUUACCAGACUGCUUUGGACAGUCAUUGGGGGAGGCCUCUUCAGCCUACCGAAUGUGCAGGCCUUGCUCUUGCUUGCGUCCUGGACGCCGCCAGAUAUGCACUUGUGGACAGACAAGUCGUUGGUCCUUGCCCGGCUCGCCAUGACCUCGGCCGAGAUGAUGGGUAUGAACCGACCUGGAUGUGAAGGUGAAUACUCGAAGCAGUCGACAAAUUUCACAAGCCUAGAUAUAGCUGAACGAAGUCGUACCUGGCUAGCGUCCGUGGCACUGUGUCAAAGUCUGUCGACGGACAUCGGAACCGGGCCCAACCCAUGCUUUAGCGAUGUUAGUAUCCGGAAAGCUUGUUUAAACGCAGAAGCCAUACCACUUGAGCUCCACCACAGUCUCAUCAUACAGAAGGUCACAAACGAGGCACUGAGAUCUUGGCAAGAAGCUGCAGAAGAACCGUACGGCAAUCCUGGCGAAGCGGUCGGGUGGGAUCUCAUACACAAGGCAGAGCAACGCUUUCUUGCCAUUUCGCAGCAGUUUUGGAAUUACAUGUCGUUCGCGAAUCGAUUGCAUCUGCAGGUCUCUCAGCUGAGACUUCAGUGUCUGUUUAUGCUGUACAACACCGGAAGUGACGUUCAAAAUUCUGGCAUUCUCCGUGCGUACAAUACUGCUACGGAGCUCAUCAACACUGUUUUGUCGGAAGUCGAUGGCCCACAACACCUGCAGUACGCACCUUCGAUCCUUGCUCGACACAUAUUCAGCGCCGGCUUGGUAAUCAUCAGAGUUCUCCAUUCAACAGCCAGUAUAGGUCUUGAUUACGAGAGAGGCCGCAUCCUCUCAAACGCAGCGGCGUUCUCUUUGUCUCAGCUGUCGAGCCACCAGAAGCCGAAGGACCAAGCAGCACGCGCCUCGGACUUGCUGCGACGGUUCUGGAGCGCAGCAGAAAGAAGUCCAAAUAUGCGGCAGCGUGACCUGAGACUUCGCGUGAAGUCGCGAAUGGGCGCGAGUUUGUUGUACGACUGCCUGAUGAGUAUUCGGAAUAGCAAUCGCCCAGAGAGCACGGAGGCAGCGGCUUUUGAGGGCAACCAGGCUAGGACUGACGCAUUAGCGGCCGUCCCGGGCACAACCUUAAAUGCUGCUGCAGAGUAUAGCAACACAGGAGGAAUGGACCCACUCUCAGCCCCGACAUGGUAUGAUUUUGAUCUCUUCCAGUUCACUCCCGGAGUCGAUUUGAGCGACAUGUUUGUAUUUGAAGAUGCUGGAUGCUCUGCAGUCCCUUGA